Messenger RNA from Orbicella faveolata, 2505 nucleotides. Its product is annotated as centrosome and spindle pole-associated protein 1-like. Gene Ontology annotation, cellular component: spindle pole; centrosome; microtubule. The record is from RefSeq and is a predicted model, not a curated record. Gene Ontology annotation, biological process: positive regulation of cytokinesis. Lineage: Eukaryota; Metazoa; Cnidaria; Anthozoa; Scleractinia; Merulinidae.
AGAGAUGCCUACCCCUCUGAAUUGCAUGUAACAGAAUAUUAUUGAUCGGAAUGCAGUGUUGUUUCAGCCCCAAUUGGACCUGUGUAGUUUGAGAAGGGAAUUUUUGUGUAGAAAUAAUUAAGAUUAGUUUUCUUCAAGACAACAAAACUCUUCAGAAAUCUCUUAAAGGCCUAGCAGGGUUUGCAUUAGAACAUUAAGGAAUUACUGUUGUUUGUAUAUUUAGGUCCUGUUGCAGCAUCUCCUGGUCCACCUCCACCUGUUCACCCCUUACAUGAGCUAGAAGCUGCGAGGAGAGGAACAGCAGACAGGGAUGUACUGAGUCAAUUGACAGCACUUAGACAGCAACUAAAGAAUGAAGAAAAAAGAGUUCAGCAACAAAUGGAUCGUUCAACUGCAGUGACAAAUUAUUCUGAGAUGCAGCGUGCUCCUGAAGACCUUGGAAGUAGAAGAGGAAGAAGAGAUGUCCAGGUGUUUGAAAGAGCACUUGCCAACAAAACUGCAGUGGUGAAGAAAGAUACCGAGGGCUUUUCUGCUGCUGAUGAAUUUAACAGGAUGAAAUAUGAAGAAACCUCUUCUCUUGCGGAGGAGUUCAGAAGCAAGUUUCCUGAUCCAGUUUCUACCAGCAGUGUGUUGGAUCUUCAACAGCAGGCCUUUCUCAUGGAACAAGAAGACAAACUGGCAGCAUUAAGAUCUGAUCCCAACAGACAUAAUAAACAGUCUCCCAGAGUUGGACAGCCUUACCUGGUUUCAAGACGUCCAGGAAGCCGUGACUCCCUUCUAGAAUCAGAAAGUCAAUUUCUUGUUGUUGAUGACCCAAAGCAAAUGUUACCAAUCGAGCAAAUGUCAUCCAGGCCAAGGCAAUCCUCUGCUAGAGAGAGGCGGCGAUGGAAACAACUUGAAGAAAUGGCAAGAAAUCCUAGGCCUCAUGACACCUACAAACCUCCAACACCUGGUGGCUUUUCCUUGAAUUCAGUCACCAGUUUUAAUGUUGAUGAAGUGGCAAACAGAAAUGAAGAAAGACUAAGAAGACUUGAACUGAUCCAAAGAGGAGGAGGCCAAGGAGGGUGGGGCAGCUUACAGGGUGACCCUGACCAAGUCCUACAGCGCUUCAUGGAUGAAAGAAGUCGUCCUGCCAACCUUGCCAGCAGACUUUCAGAAACCUCACUUGAAGCAGAAACAUCUUUUGAACCUGUUUAGAUUCUUAGAUAAGAUUUCUACAUACUAUGUCAUCUUAGUUCUAAAGAGGUAGAAAACAUGCUGUUGGUUGAGCACUGAUCAUCUGGUACUGUUUUGGUGACUCACACAACCUCUAAGAACAUUUAACUUUUGAAGAAAGAUAUUUUUUAUACCCCUGACUCAGUGCGAUGUUGGCAUCCAACACAGCCCAGACUUUCUUCCCACCCUUGUAGUUUUACAACCUGUCUGAUCUGAACAGUUAUUUAUCUGCGGGACUGGAUUUUAACUGUCAGGUGGAUAUAAUUGACCACUUCAUUGUCUGUAGGGGAAUUAAGGAACGAUGAACAUCCUUGGUUAAACAGCAGUAAGGUUUUUUUAAAUCAUCCAUUUCAGUAAGCUGAUGCCAAGCUGAGAGCCUUUUAUUCAACAUACAUGCAUUAUCCUCUUUAAUAAACUUGGGUGUUUAGUAACUGUCACCUAGCAUUCAAUAUUCUUAUACUUUGUAACUAGAAAUACAUAAUAAUGUGAGAAGAAAAGUUGAUAUUAUUUAUAGGGUCUUUUGUCCAAGGUAAUAAUAUAUUUAAACAGAUAUUUAAUGGUAUAAUGUGCUUUUGCUGCAUUCAUAACAUUAAAUAAAUUUAUUUCACCCAUUUCCUAGAGGCAAUCGUGAACAAGGAAUAUUAGAAUGCAUCACUUAGUCUUCUCCCUGUUCUUAUCCAAUAUUUUAGAAAGAAUCUUGUGGGUUUAGGACUAGGUGCAGACUUUUCACUUUUGGAAAGAUUCCUGAACUGAACUUGAAGAAUAAAUAUUACAACUGGUAUUGUUAAUAAACAUUUCUUCAGGUUAUUUCUUCCAAUUUAAUAUAUUUUAUAAUAUCCUCUGCUUAUGCGUAACAGCAGAAAUUAAGAGCAUCACAUACAAGGAGAAAAAGUAAGUUAGAAGUACAAGCAGAAGCAUAUCACCUAGGUGAUAUGCUUCUGGUACAAGUUAUCUAAUACUAUGUGUUUCUCAAUGACAAAAAACUUGUGUGUAUAUAAUAUUAUGUGGGUGAAGUGUUAUCUUAUUGCUGUGGAAAGGCUGCAGAAUGGAAAAAAAAAAUGAUACAAGGGCGUGACUGCAUAAGCUGAAACACAAGUAUAGUAAUUAUCGUCUUCCAACCGAGGAAUAAUAUAUACUUGGCAAAAAUAGGUUUUGUACCUGUACAUAUGUGUGGACUGUUACUCAGAGAAAACUGUUUUCCAACACGAGUAUUAAAUUUGUAAUGUAAUAUGAAUAUUGUUGGUUAGUACUGAUUUGUUGGAAGUAAAAAUGUGUAAACUCUGAGUUCAA